Molecule: messenger RNA, 1338 nt
Organism: Oreochromis niloticus (Nile tilapia)
Lineage: Eukaryota; Metazoa; Chordata; Actinopteri; Cichliformes; Cichlidae
Gene: mrps11
Product: mitochondrial ribosomal protein S11
Exons: 6
Coding region: 101-691 (196 amino acids)
Biological process (GO): translation
Cellular component (GO): ribosome
Molecular function (GO): structural constituent of ribosome
Source: RefSeq, a predicted model, not a curated record
GUGUUACUGGUCUGGUCUGGAUUGCUCCUUCAAUGUCACGUUUGUUGUGUGUAAAAUUAUUUAACGUCUGGCUGCAAGAUUGUGUAUAAGUGUGUGGAACAUGAAGAAAUUUAGCUGUAUAUUGUUUAGUUCACUGAGUACCGUAUGUCGACAGUUGUCUGCCCCUCUAAACGGAAGUACAGCCUCUCUAUGUGGAAGCAGAGCGUUGCAGCGGACAGUAUGCAGCAGUGCUGUCAGGCAUCAGGAAAAAGAAGCAUCCUCCAGCGCAGAGACUGCGAAGGACUUCAGCUAUUUACCUCCACUGCCUGGACAUGACAGCGCACUGAGAUGGGGCGGGAAGAAGUUUGAAGACUUACCAAUUGUUCACAUUAAAGCUACAUACAACAACACUCACAUCCAGCUAACAGACAGCGCAGGGCAGUCCGUGGUGAGGACAUCCUGCGGAACAGAAGGUUUCAAAAAUAUCAAGAAGUCGACGCCGAUCGCUGCUCAGACUGCGGGCAUCUCUGCUGCUGCGAAAGCCACAGCCAAAGGAGUUAGCUUUGUGCGUGUUGUGGUCAAAGGUCUUGGUCCCGGGCGUUUGUCUGCAAUCAAAGGCCUGACAAUGGGAGGCCUGGAGGUGGUAUCUAUCACUGACAACACCCCCGUGCCACACAAUGGAUGCCGCCCACGGAAAGCCAGAAGGAUGUGAUCUUUGUGUGCCAGAAUGCACUGCGACAGGAGGAAGCUUUUGUGUUGAAUUAUGCUAAUAAAGAGUUUUGUUGUGUAGCUUUUUUGGCUCUGAGCUGACCUUACAAAAAGCGUUUUGGGGAAAUAAUUGCAGAUGGGUGUUAUUAAUGAGCAGAGAACAGGCUUCUCAGUCCUCUGCUGCUACUGUUGGCAGAUGAAUAAACCUUCAUUCUCACUGCAGGCGCUUUUAUGUUCAUUAGUAGACUGAUGUUUGUACACAGCACAGAAAAGGCUCUGCGUGGGAACAACUAGUAGCCACGGGAACUCUUGAUCCUGACUAUGCUACACAGCUGAACCUACAGGGCUGCAGAUUGAUGCAAGAUUGCCCAAGUUUAACCUUCUUGUGUGCCUUUUUAUAUUGUCAACUUUCAGCACAUUAGACAGUCACACAUCUUUUUAACAUGAUAAAAAUACAACAGUCUCCUCUCUUCCCCCCUUCACCCUUUUCUUUACAUUUUGCUAGGAAAAUGGGAAAUUUUUUAAAACAUGCAAGUAUACAUGUGAAUACAGGAUUUAAGGCACAAACAGAGUUUCUAUCAUUCUAAUGAGCUUGAAAGUCAAUAUUUGAUAUGACCACCUUUAUUCUUCAACCUAACCUGAACUCUCCAA